GGAUCUCUGCUGGCAUCGCCCUUUCUCAAAGGCUUCCUGGCGGGAUACCUGGUAGCUAAGCUCCGCUUCUCCGCCGUCCUGGGCUUCGUGGCCGGCACCUGCACGGGGAUUUACGCCGCCCAGAACUACUCCGUGCCCAACGUUGAGAAGACGAUUCGGGACUAUGUGAAUUCACUGAAAAAAAGUCGGGACUAGCGAGGAGUAGCCCGGAGGCAGCAGGGACUGCAGGAACGGUGCUCCUUAGGUAGCAGGCACAGAGCACCCCCAGGGCUCUGGGAGGCACAUCACCUGCACCCUUCUUUUCCUUGGAAAAGGGCUUUGCACCACACCACUGCGACACAUCAGGGGGCUGGGGAUGGGUGUUUGUUUGGCAUCAUGGCAGCAGUGAUCACUGCACUAACCCACAGCAGCUUGAGAGCACUGAGGGGCUGCCAGCUGCCUUUUCUCCUUACCUUUCCCUGUGUCCCUGUGGACUGAGGGGCUGGUGUGACCUGUGUGCCCUGGCAAUGUGCUUUGUGUGGCUUCUCAGGACGGCUUGUAGUUCUCCUCCUAACGAGAGACAACACCCUGCUCUCCUGCUGCGUCACAAAUGUUGCAGGGAACAUCCUGCUUCAAUCAGGCUCAUUAAAUUCUUGGCAUUUGGUCUCUUCAGUGUUGCAGGGUGAGAGUCUGUCUGGCCUCUCUACACUGGCAGCAGCUCACUCAUGCUGGAAAUGGGGAUGUUUGGGAAUGCUGCUGGCUCUGCCAACAGGCUGCUCCAGAGGGGUCUGUGGGCACUGAUGCUGCUGCUGUCUGUGGCCAUCUACGGCUCUCACGCCCCUCUCCUGACCCUCUGCAAAGUGGACGGGGCCAUCCCCUUCAGCUCCACGUCGGUGGUGGUGCUGGUGGAGCUGACCAAGCUGGUGCUGUCCCUGCUGUUCCUGCUGGUGGGGCGCGGGAGCCGCUGGCAGCGGCGCUGUCCUGGCGCCGAGCCACUGGCAGCGGCGCUGUCCUGGCGCCACGCCGCGCCCUUCGCCCUCUCCGCCCUGCUCUACGCUGCCAACAACAACCUGGUGGUGCACAUGCAGCUCUUCAUGGACCCCAGCACCUUCCAGGUGCUCAGCAACCUGAAGAUCGUCAGCACGGCGCUGCUGUACAGCCUGCUGCUGCGCCGGCGGCUGGGCGCGCGCCGCUGGCUGGCGCUGCUGCUGCUGCUGGCCGCUGGUGUCACCUACAGCUGCGGGGGGCUGUGGGGGCACGGCCGGCGCGGUGGGAUGCGCCUGCACGUCACCCCUGCGGGGCUGCUGCUGCUCACUGUCUACUGCCUCAUCUCUGGCCUCUCUGCCGUCUACACUGAAGCCAUCCUGAAGAGCCAGGCACUGCCCCUCAGCCUCCAGAACAUCUUCCUGUACUUCUUCGGGGUCCUGCUCAACCUGAUGGGUUCCCUGUGGAGCGGCAUGGAGGGAGGGUUCCUGGAGGGCUUCUCCCCAUGGGUGCUGCUGGUCGUGCUCAGCCAGGCUCUGAACGGCCUCAUCAUGUCCGUGGUGAUGAAGCACAGCAGCAACAUCACCAGGCUCUUUGUCAUCUCCUGCUCCAUCCUGGUCAACGCUCUCCUCUCUGUUGCCCUCUUCAAGCUGCAGCUCACCCUCCUCUUCUUCAUGGCCGUGGCGUGCAUUGGCUUGGCCGUGCACCUGUACUAUGGAGUCACAUAAUCACUGCCUUCCUCCCACGUGUCUGGGCAGCCCCAGCCCUUCCUCAGGGCUGGAAUCGUUCCUGGUGGGUGCCUGCACAGCUCCAAGGAGGGCGGAGUGCUCCAGGCGAGAGCAGCCUGUCCCUAUUUCCACAGGGAAUCUGCGCUCUGCUCCAGUCCAGCCAGGCUCUGUGCCGUGAAGUUCCCAUUGGGAUCAGGCAUGAUCAGCCUUAGGGAGGGUCCUGAACCCUAAUGCAUGUCUCAUAGCCUCAGGAUGUGCCAGGGGAGGUUCAAGUUGGGCCUGAGGAGUAAUUUCUUCACAGAAGGGUUGAUUAAACAUUGGAAGGGGCUGCCCAGGAAAGUGGUGCAGUCACCAUCACCAGAGGUGUUUAAGGACUUCACAUGGCACUUAAUGCCAUGGUUUAGUUGACAGGGUGAUGUUGGGUUACAGGUUUGACUCGAUGAUCUCAGAGGUCUUUUCCCACCUACAUGAUUCUGGGACUCUGUCCCAUGUCCUCAAGCUGCUUCCUCACACCACAGUGGCCUGGGAAUGCUCUGGCCCUGCUGUACCUCCUUCCAGCCCAGCAUGGGACUGGUGCUGUUUCAGCUCCCAUGGAUGCUGCUUGAUCCCUUCCACUCCUGGUGCUGCUUCCCUGGGCCUCUCUCACCUCCACGGUUUUCCAGCCUAGCCCCUGCCCAGAGCUCUGCUGUCCUCAGACCCCAUUUCCCCUUCCUGGGCUCAGUAUCUUUGCAGAGCAGACUGGGGCCUGUGGGAACUUUCACCUGCUCUCCAAAAGGGGGAUGUCCCCCAAAUUUGUACCAAGUUUCUGGGAGGCAAAGGCCACCCGGGUAUUAAAGCUGCCGUUCAACAGCA
Ficedula albicollis (Collared flycatcher) is the source of this 2543-nucleotide messenger RNA. It is a transcript of the gene SLC35A4, whose product is annotated as solute carrier family 35 member A4. NCBI's taxonomy places the organism in Eukaryota, Metazoa, Chordata, Aves, Passeriformes, Muscicapidae. Gene Ontology annotation, molecular function: pyrimidine nucleotide-sugar transmembrane transporter activity. Gene Ontology annotation, biological process: pyrimidine nucleotide-sugar transmembrane transport. The record is from RefSeq and is a predicted model, not a curated record. Gene Ontology annotation, cellular component: Golgi membrane.